Amyelois transitella is the source of this 2012-nucleotide messenger RNA. RefSeq names its product estradiol 17-beta-dehydrogenase 8. The coding region runs from base 140 to 904 and encodes 254 amino acids. The transcript has 7 exons. NCBI's taxonomy places the organism in Eukaryota, Metazoa, Arthropoda, Insecta, Lepidoptera, Pyralidae. Gene Ontology annotation, molecular function: oxidoreductase activity, acting on the CH-OH group of donors, NAD or NADP as acceptor. The record is from RefSeq and is a predicted model, not a curated record.
UAUCAAAUCAAGAUUUAUUCAAGUUCACACCACAUCAAAACCACCCGCGGCACUUGCGCAGUGUCACCGCCUUUACAGUUCAAAGUCAAAUCCUUAUAACUUUUUAGUUCGUUGUUGAUUUUAUAAGUGGACAUAUAAAAUGUCGACUGGUUUAGUAGCUGGAAAACUUGCUCUAGUCACUGGUGCAGGAUCUGGUUUGGGCCGCGCAGCAUGCCAAGUGUUAUCUCGCGAAGGUGCAACAGUCAUAGCGGCUGAUAAAAAUUAUGCUUCAGCCGUGGAAACUAUAAAAAAACAUACAGCUCUAGCAAGUGGAUCAAAUGGUGCAGAACACAGUGCAGUAGAACUGGAUGUAUCUGAUUCUGGUGCUGUACAGAAACUAGUGCAGACGACUUUACAGCAGUACAAGUCUCCACCGACCAUUGUCAUCAACUCUGCUGGCAUUACCAGAGAUAACUGGUUGCUGAAGAUGUCUGAGGAAGACUACAGUGUAGUUCAGAAUGUCAAUUUAAAGGGCACAUUCCUCGUCAUGCAAGCCUUUGCCAAGGCAAUGACAGAAGCUUCACUGCCUGGAUCCAUCGUUAACAUUUCGUCGAUUGUCGGCAAAUAUGGAAAUAUUGGUCAAACAAAUUAUGCUGGAAGCAAGGCCGGCGUGGUCGCCAUGUCGCAGUCAGCUGCUAAAGAGUUGGGCAAAUUUAAUAUAAGAGUGAACGCAAUUCUGCCUGGCUUUAUUGACACGCCGAUCAUCCAAACUGUUCCGGAGAAGGUACUGCAGGGCAUGCUGAAAAUGGUACCCCUGGGCCGGCUUGGAAAACCAUCUGAGGUGGCCGAACUCAUAGCAUUCCUUAGUUCCGACAAGAGUUCUUUCAUCACGGGAGCUUCGAUUGACAUCACUGGUGGAUUUUAAAGCUUCGCUCAAACUCCUACACAAUUAUUUUGAUAUUAAUCGUUAUUGUCCGUUUCAAAUGUUGAAUAUGGAUUGAGUUUAAGGUUCUACUUACCACAUUACUGAUAAGUGUGACAAUAAGUUUUAUAAGAUAAUUUUAAUGGAAAUAAGUGAGCUUCAGAACAAUGUGAAAUGAGCAGAUACUCUUUAAGUCGGGUUUAAUGUAUUUUGCUGAAAAUAUGGAUGGCGAAAUCAAUGUGCUUAACUUUUUACUGGCCAUAUUGUCGGCUAUGUGGCCCAUAUAGCUAUACAUAUACCUCAGCUGUACCGAUAUGUUGUAAUAGAUUUGUAUGGUAAAUCCGGUCUUACGCAGCUCAAAGGUAUUAGGUACUAUGAGGUUUCUAAUUCAUUUUUAGAAUAGAUAGGAUGAUCGAAUUUAUUAAAAGAAACUUUGUAAUACAAAUGUUAAUGAACUCCACAGGAAUAGGCUUUUUGUUGCAAUACCUAUCGAUAAAAUCGAGUAAGUUAAAGCUAAAUUUUUUUUAUUUAAGACCAUGAUGACCAUGUAACGGUUUUAAAAUAGAUAAAACAAUUAAUGAACAAAUAAAAAUAUAUAUUCGCAAAUAACAUGUUAAGGUGGAUGGAUGUGUGCAUAAUAGGUAUGUAAUAAGUUUAUUAUAAGAAUCAACACGGGUUUUUGAUAUACUAUUUAUACGCUAUUUAAUAAAAAGAUAGCAACCGCUCAGGUACAGAGGGCAAAAAAACAUACAAUACUUUUUUGUGGUAGGUACUUAAACAUAUCAAUGUGGUAUAUAUUUUUAUGUGGUCUUCUAUGUAUAUGAACUAGGUAUGUACCUAGUGUAUUAUCCUUUAGGUAUAUUAACUACAUCAUAAUAAAUCAAAUAUUUACUUACAUUAUUUUUGUACACAUUGUGCCUUUUUACGAUAAAUAUACCUAGUAACUUAAUAAUACCUACAAUAUUUGGUAAAACCUACUUGUAUGGCUUUUGUCCAUUGAUUUUGUGACCGCGUCUUCCCUCCCAAGUCUGUGAUAUAUCCAGUUUCUUGUUAUGGAAUUUGUAAAACAGAUUUUGUAUGAAUUUAUUCUUUAAAUAAAUGGAACAUAAUA